Diachasma alloeum is the source of this 3228-nucleotide messenger RNA. Its product is annotated as scavenger receptor class B member 1. The record is from RefSeq and is a predicted model, not a curated record. NCBI's taxonomy places the organism in Eukaryota, Metazoa, Arthropoda, Insecta, Hymenoptera, Braconidae. Bases 484 to 2094 code for a protein of 536 amino acids. Gene Ontology annotation, cellular component: cytoplasm; membrane. Gene Ontology annotation, molecular function: scavenger receptor activity. The transcript is spliced from 11 exons.
AAAAGGGUCGACGGGGUUACGGUGCGACUGCAUUACUAUAAAACGAGUCGUUGUUAUACCGUCGCCCGUUAAAUCGAUCUUCCCUCUCAAAUGUGCCGCACGGAAUCACUCCGAAACGGAGCGAUCGAUUGCUCAAUCACCAUCGGCUCUUCCGUGUGUCAAUUAAUUAAAAUUAAAAUUUAAAAAAUUAAAAUUUGAAAAAUCGAAAUUUGCAAAAUUAAUUCAACUUUUUCCCCUCAUUGUAAACUGCGCGAAUAUUUUUAUCGUCGAUAUUUCAUCUCGUGUCACUUUCACUCAAAUGUAAUUAGGGAUUUUCCCGCUGCGAUCAGAGGAGUUCAGUGCAUUUGUGAUAAUCCGAUAUUGGCCAGUGAUAUUUUCGUUACGUCUUAAAACCGGUGUGUGCAGAUCACUUGGAAACGAAAAAUCGGUGGAACGGGCGCACUGCGUUUAAGAAGCAUUUUGAACUACGGGAAGUGAUCGGUCAUGAAGACAUCGGCGCAACUGCAGCAGUACAAGAAAUGCAUCAUUCUAUUCAUGGUUGGUGUGAUCAGCAGUGCUCUUGCCUACGCACUUUAUGCCGUUGAUCCCGCAAAAUUGAUAUUUGAAUAUAAAUUGACCAUGACCCCUACGUCAACCGUCUAUCUCAUGUGGAAGAAGCCACCGAUUAAAGUUUACAUCAAAGUUUAUGUAUUCAAUAUAACGAAUCCGGAGGCCUUUCUCGGGGGAGAGGAGAAACUGAGAGUCCAGGAAGUUGGACCCUAUGUUUAUCAGGAAGUUUUGGAACACACGAAAGUCAUAUGGCACGACAAUGGAACGAUUUCUUAUACGCCCAAGCGCACGGUCUUCUUCGUCCCCGAAAAGUCCCCGGGAAAUCCUGUGGAUGAUAUCGUUACUGUUCCCAAUGUUCCGAUGUUGGGUGUCUCAUCAGCGGUCUACGAUCAAGGAUUCAUCGUAAACUAUCCUCUGGCACAGCUUGCACACGCACUGAACAGCAAACCAAUUCUAAACAUGUCUGUCUACGAGUACCUAUGGGGAUACGAGGAUUCCUUAGUGCGUUUGGCAUCUGGAAUUGUCCCCAAUUUCAUCAACUUUCGUAAAUUCGGAUUGCUCGAUAGGAUGUACGACGAAGGCGAGAAUGUCGUCAACAUGAACAUUCGGAAAAGCGAGAACAUGAUGGAGGAGGAGGGCCGAUACCUCAGCAUUGAGACGUACAAUGGCAGUCCUGGUCUCGCUCACUGGGGGUACACAGAGCCCGAAGCCAACGAGACGGUACCCGGUAAUACCGUCUGCAAUCAGAUUCAAGGAGCAACGGAGGGCACUCUAUUCCCAACGAAUAUCGAGAAAGACGUUGUGUUCAGGGUCUUCAGGAAGGCUUUCUGCCGCGUCCUGCCGAUUGUAUUCAAGAACGAGACGUACGAGGAGGGAUUGCGCGUUUUCGAGUACAAAUUCGCUGAUGAUUUUCUGGAUCCACCCGAGAUGAACUCGGACAAUGAGUGCUAUUGCAGGAAAAUGCAGACGUGUUUGAAGAGGGGACUCUCGGAUCUGACUCCGUGCUAUUACAAUAUCCCCGCAGCCGUCUCACUGCCCCACUUCUUGGACGCUGAUCCAAGCCUACUCGAUGGGGUCGUGGGGCUCAAACCAGAGCCCGAGAAGCACCGCACCAGAAUUUUCAUCCAACCGGACGUAGGAGCCCCGAUCCACGUCAACUCCAGGAUUCAGACGAAUCUAGUGAUGCAACACACUGUAUAUAAUCCAAGAAUCAAAGCUUUUAAUGGUCUCGUCGUCCCACUUUUUUGGUCAGAUCUGGAGAUAUCGAAAGAAGGGAACGACCUCAUCCCAAUAAUGCAUCUCCUGCUGGUGGUAGCACCAAUCGCUCAAACAACUCUGACGUACAUUCUCGCUAUCGCCGGGAUAACGACAUUCAUAUUAUCACUAGUUGGCACCCUGUGGAUGUUGAAUCAAACGGAGGAGUAUCAUGACGAGAUGAGAGACAGUGUAGAUCUCCGGAUGCCCCUUGGGAUGGGUCAAUACACUGCGAUUCACAUUCUCCCGGCGAUUAAAAAAAUAACAUCCAAAACGGAUCUUUUUGGAUAAUAAUUGGAGAAACUUUGUGAUUUUUUUUGCAUUAGAAACGAGUGUACGUAACGAGGUGCUGCCAGACACAGAAGUACUUACGCAUGAACAAAAUUUAAUGGGAAAACCCAGUGCUGAAUAAUUCUCUUGGAUUUUUUUUUCGAAGUUCAAAAAAAAAUUUGCUAAAAAUAUCUUAGAAAACAAUAAUAUAUUUUUGCCUUUCUGUACAACUUAUUCUAUUGAAAUAUUUUGUGCUGGAUAUUUCUUAACUCCAACGGAUGGAAAAGAUAGAAAAGGUUUGCAAAAAAAUAUUUUCUGGAGGAAAUCCUCAACAUUUUUUUUUCCACUGUAAUUUUGCAUUCUCUUGAUAAUUUAUAUUGAAAAAUUGAAUGGAAAGGGAAGAUGUUUUAUAGAAGAAUUCAGUGGGUUUCAAUCGUUCUGUACAAUUUAUUCUAUUUUAUUCUAUUUUCUAGGGAAGUUUCUCAACAUGAAUAUUUCAAGUUUUUUCCGCUAUAAUUCUUCUCUCUUAUCACGAAAUUCAAGUAAAAGAAGUGGGAAAAUUUGAGCCGAAGCAUUUUCUUGAAAAGAAUUUGUUGUUUCUCGACAUAAAAAAUUGAAUAGAGAAAUGAAAAAAAAAAUAUUUUUCUUCACAAUAUUUUCGGUUGAAGAUUCAAAUUGAAAAUCCAAUAGAAUUGCCUGGAAAAUGCGCUGGGGUUUUCACUGCAUUUGUUCGCACAUCUCCCGUGACACCUGUCCAUAGUUAACUUAUGAUCAACUGCGGAUUAUCGACAAUGUCAAAUGUAAUUGUUCAAUAACAGUAGAAGUGAGUAAUCAACGUUCAUGGAACAGAUCAAAGUAUAAGACUGAUUGGGACAAAAAUGUCUGUUAAUAGAUAAAAUGUCAGAUUAGAAAUGACCUAAUUCAUUUUAAGUGAGGAAUGAGUAGUGGCAAUGAGACGUGCCAUUGUCGAUUCCAUAAUUUUAACUCUGUUUGACACAUCAAUUAUUUAAUUCGAAUUAUUAUCUUGAAAUUAGUCAAGUAUUAUAAUUAUUACUGCUCAAAUAUUGUAAUUAGGGGAUCUCGUUGAAUGUCAAAUCUCAGUUUUGAGGGAUUUAAAGAUUAAGUUGUUCGUAAUAAAAUUGUUUUCAUAAUUUC